CUCGCGCGGAGAACCCUUGUGCCUUUUUCUCUGUCCGACACUACAAUGCGCCAUUGAGAGCGGAGGAAGUCUUGAACAUUUCCUGGUCAUUGUGAAGAUUGUUGACCGGCCACCAUGCUGCCCAGGGCCGCCCGAUCGCCGUGCUGGCGUGUCCCGGGGCGCUUCGUAUACCAGCGCCGAUUUGUCACGCGCCCAACCUCAUGGACCUCUGCCUUGUACGGAGUGCAACUCAGAGCCAUCUCGACAUCCAGCGAAUCCAACAGGAAACAAGUGUCUGCGAGCACACCUCCCGCCUCGGAGAACCCUACCAGCCCAACUGCGGUACAACCGGGAGCAGCGAAUGCGACUCGGGCUUCCACGACAGCCCCCGAGAACCAGAAUGCCACCACUACUCCCAAGAAGAAGGACUUGCUUAGCGAGGCCACGCUAGCGACCAAGGAACAAAGGAAAGCGGACUGGGCGAUCAUGAGGGAGAUGGCAAAGUAUCUUUGGCCAAAGGACGAUUGGGGAACAAAGCUUCGGGUUGGGAGCGCCCUAUCUCUACUUAUCGGGGCCAAGAUCUUGAACGUUGAGGUACCCUUCUACUUCAAAAGCAUUGUCGACUCGAUGAAUGUGGAUUUCGCGACUGUAGGCGGUACAGCCUAUACAGUUGCGGGCUCGAUGAUUAUCGCCUACGGUGUCACGAGAAUCGGUGCCACUGUGUUCCAGGAACUCAGGAAUGCGGUCUUCGCCAGUGUUGCCCAAAAAGCGAUCCGCAAGGUCGCGCGAAACGUCUUUGAACACCUCCUACGCCUUGAUUUGAACUUUCACCUCACGCGCCAAACCGGAGGAUUGACGCGGGCAAUUGACCGUGGUACCAAGGGUAUCAGCUUCUUGCUGACUUCCAUGGUGUUCCACGUCGUCCCUACCGCGCUGGAAAUCUCCCUCGUGUGCGGGAUUCUGACUUAUCAGUAUGGCUUCAAAUUCGCGGCGAUCACGGCUACUACCAUGCUCGCAUAUUCGGCCUUUACCAUUACCACCACCGCCUGGAGAACCAAAUUUCGUAAGCAGGCCAACGCCGCCGAUAAUCGUGGUGCCACCGUUGCUGUGGACUCCCUGAUCAACUACGAGGCCGUCAAGUACUUCAACAACGAGAGAUUCGAGGUUGCUCGCUACGACAAGGCGCUUAAGAAUUACGAGGAUGCUUCGAUCAAAGUCACCACCUCCCUUGCAUUCCUCAACUCUGGGCAGAACAUGAUAUUCUCCAGCGCCCUGGCGGCAAUGAUGUAUCUCGCGGCCGACGGCGUGGCCACUGGCACUCUGACCGUUGGUGACCUGGUUAUGGUUAACCAGCUUGUCUUCCAGCUCUCCGUCCCUCUGAACUUCCUCGGAUCCGUGUACCGCGAGCUUCGCCAGUCACUGUUGGACAUGGAAACGUUGUUCAAUCUACAAAAAGUCAAUGUGAACAUCAUUGAGCGCCCCAACGCGAAGCCCCUGGUGCUGAACCAAGGGGGUGAGAUCCGGUUCGAGAACGUCACCUUCGGCUACCACCCAGAGCGGCCGAUCCUCAAGAACGCAAGUUUUACGAUCCCUGCCGGUCAGAAAUUCGCGGUCGUCGGGCCCAGUGGUUGCGGCAAAUCAACCAUUCUGCGCCUGCUGUUCCGCUUCUACGAUGUCCAGGAGGGCCGGAUCCUCAUCGAUGGGCAAGACAUCCGUGACGUGACGCUCGAGAGUCUGCGCAAGGCCAUCGGUGUGGUGCCCCAGGAUACUCCCUUGUUCAACGACACGAUCGAACAUAAUAUCCGGUAUGGGCAGAUCGACGCGACCGAUGAAGACGUCCGCAAGGCUGCCCGACGCGCCCACAUCCACGAACUGAUUGAGAAGCUACCCGAUGGAUACCAAACGGCUGUCGGAGAGCGGGGGAUGAUGAUCUCCGGUGGUGAGAAGCAGCGACUGGCCGUCUCGCGAUUAAUCCUGAAGGAUCCCGAGCUUCUCUUCUUUGACGAGGCGACCUCUGCAUUGGACACCUACACGGAGAAGGCACUGUUGCAAAACAUCAACAGUAUUCUCAAGGAGAAGCGCCGCACGAGCGUCUUCGUGGCCCACCGAUUGCGGACGAUCUACGACUGCGACCAGAUCCUGGUGCUGAAGGAGGGCCGUGUGGUGGAGAUAGGUUCGCACCGCGAACUUCUGGAACAGAAUGGCAUCUAUUCUGAACUGUGGAACACACAAGAAAUGUCUCUCACGGAAGAGCAGGGAUCGGAAAGCGUAGAAGAGGAGGAAGUGGAGCAAGACGCUGGCCCGUCCUCCCCCCAGCGACAGAAGUGAGCUCG
Aspergillus aculeatinus CBS 121060 is the source of this 2312-nucleotide messenger RNA. RefSeq names its product ATP-binding cassette Fe/S cluster precursor transporter ATM1 (gene atm1). The record is from RefSeq and is a predicted model, not a curated record. The transcript has 7 exons. NCBI's taxonomy places the organism in Eukaryota, Fungi, Ascomycota, Eurotiomycetes, Eurotiales, Aspergillaceae. Gene Ontology annotation, molecular function: ATP binding; ATP hydrolysis activity; ABC-type transporter activity. The coding region runs from base 115 to 2307 and encodes 730 amino acids. Gene Ontology annotation, biological process: intracellular iron ion homeostasis; transmembrane transport. Gene Ontology annotation, cellular component: mitochondrial inner membrane.